This is a messenger RNA of Nicotiana tabacum (common tobacco), 761 nucleotides long. The record is from RefSeq and is a predicted model, not a curated record. NCBI's taxonomy places the organism in Eukaryota, Viridiplantae, Streptophyta, Magnoliopsida, Solanales, Solanaceae.
CUUUUAAUAUAGAAAAUCUCAACUCCAAUUACUACAGUUCUUAGUGAUUCUUUUCAAGAAUAUUCGUUCUUAUUUGCUGGUCAUCCUGAUAAUUAAGGGAGUUUUUGUUUUUGUCUACAUAAAUAUCAGAUUGUCGAAGAGGGAACUGAAUUUAUAUAGCACUUACAAUUGUUAGUAUAUGAUAUUUAUGUUGCAGGAACGGGGCAAUGAAAGUGAAAAUACUGCAUGGCACGCUGUUGCUUCAUGGACAUGGGAUGCUCAGGAUGAAACUUGCGGGAUAUGUAGGAUGGCUUUUGAUGGUUGCUGUCCUGAUUGUAAACUCCCUGGGGAUGAUUGCCCGCUAAUCUGGGGUGCUUGCAACCAUGCAUUUCAUCUUCAUUGCAUCCUGAAGUGGGUAAACUCACAAACUUCUCAGGCUCAUUGCCCCAUGUGUCGUCGAGAGUGGCAGUUUAAAGAAUGAGGUCAAAAUUGUUAGCACCUCUUUGGCUGUUUCUUUCCAUUUUGCCCCUCAGCUCCUCACCGCAAUUUCUCUUUAAAAAACGAGAAGAAUUCCAGGUUUCUUCUGUUCUGUUUAGGUAUUAUGUUAUCUAUUAUGUGAUACUGCAACAUUUUAGCAAGUAUAGCUAUAUGCUUAUUUGCACUUAACCGCCGAGUACCAUUAUUAGUUUUCUGGCCAGACAUGGUUGACAUAUAAGAAUGUGGGUGACUGUAAAUUUAGUUCAGGAUUCCAUUACUUUUUUGCAUUUUCUUUCUUCAUUAAA